AGAAGUAUUGAGUCAGACAGUGUUGUGCCAUACAACUACAGCCAUUUAAUCAAGGUAGUAAAUAUAUAUUCAUAGUUUUCAAUGUAGGUAGAUCACUUUAGCCCGGUCAUUUGAAAAGGAGCUCUAAAGCUGAGAAAGUGUGGACAUCCCUGUUCUAGACUAUAUUAUAUUGACUGGCAAAUGUGUGUUUUUACUACAUGGAACCUUUAGGAACCACAGUAUUUGGAACUUAUUUCAAAAUACAUUCUCCAAGUUCUUAUAGUUUCUCACUGGGUCUACAAAUGUAAACCUAUGUCUCUGUAGGGCCAUCAAGUCUAAAGUCCUCCUCAGCACUGUCCCAGCUACUCUGAGUAAUGUCUAUGUUUUGGUGUUUAUCAAACAUUCAUACUGUGACCCUGCAGAUCCACCUGGUCACUUGGACUCACAGGAUCCUGUUUGGAUUGGUGUAGGCCAGUCGAUGAAGGAUUGGAAUCAUUUCACUAAAAUCCGAAAUGGUGCUGCACUAUCUCGGACCAAGAGGAAUGUCCUGUUUCCCAGCGGUGUGAGACUGUGCAGUCAGGAGACACUGGAUAAGGCUGUGGAGAACCAUCUCAGAUAUUUCCACCUCCGAGUUUGUCAAGAGACUGUGUGGGAGGCCUUCAAGAUCUUUCUGGACCGGCUCCCAGAUCAGGACCAGUAUCAGUUCUGGGUUGGUGCCUGUGUGAAUGGUUCUGUUAAUAUGAUGGACAUCGGCAGCUUCUUCAGCAGGUCGGAGGAGCACAGCACAUUCAUCAGGAGUAGUGUGGCCUCCAUGUCAGGCACUAACAGUGAAAAUGUCUCCAUGACUCCGAGUCCUCCUGAUGCUUCUCUUCCUCCUGAAGUUCCUUCCCGUCGUUGCAGCUCAGAGACAGCAACAACUGACCAUGUUGGACUAACAGAGAUUGCAGCACAGACAGUUUUUGUCCCUGGAACAGAGACCACUUCAUCCUCAUUACCUACUGGACAUUACAGUUCUUCUGAUGCCGAACACACUCCUGAGAAUACAGAAAAAAAGUUCCCAUAUACAGAGAAGGAAACUUUUGAACCCGAAGAAAUUUUAACUACUCAACAAGUUUUUCCAGAAGGUGAGAAGUCAUGGUCAGAAGCUGUGGCUUUGGUUCUUACAAACACCACUCCAGAACCUGGUACUGAGGCCAUCAAUAAACAGGAUUCAGUACAUGAAGUAGCUCUAGAACCUGCUCAUCAGACAUCAGCAGAAGAAUUAAAGGAGGAGACAACCAUUAACUACACUUUGGGUAGCUAUGCAGAAGAAGUUAUUUUCAGCCCUGACAAAAGUUUGACUGAUGCGAUUUCUGAAGAAGCCACCAGUGAUUUAACUGAACUGGUCACUGAAGCUACACCAGCUACAGUUGUCUUUACAGAACCAGGAUAUGAUAUGCACAUAACACCUGGAGAACAUCCUCCAGAACCUGCCUUAGGAGUUAGUACAGAAUCAGUCCUAACAGAUGUCAUGCUGACUGUUCCUGGUUUAGAAGACGGACUUCAAAUAUUCAUCAGUGUAAGUCCAGAAUACCAGUCUGUCUCAGACACUGAAACCUGGACAGUGGUGACAACCAUUGGGGAAAAAGGAAACAUGAAUGUUGACCACAAAACACAACCCUAUGAUGUUUCAUCUGAGUCUCCUGCAGUAGUGGUCAAGGAGAUACCACCGAACACAACUGAAAUAAAGACUGAAGAAGUGGAACAGAAACAUACCACAGAUAGUCCAGAAAAGGUGGUGGAGAUAGAAGAAGGGAGGCAGUUUGAGGCCUUAGCAGAACCAACUGAAGGUGGAGAAGAAACACAUGUGAAACUUGGAGAGGGAGAAACGAGGAAGGUGAACGAACAAGAAUAUCCUGUUGAAGAAGAGGAGCUUAGCAUCACAGCUGCAGGAGAUGGUGAUCCUUUAGAAGAAACCUUUCUUGAAGAGAUGACAGAAGAAGAAAUUUACUUGGAAUAUCCAGAGGCAGAAGAUACUAACAUAUUUAAGGAUGAACCAUCUGAAUUCAUAAAAACAGGAGAAGGACCGCAAGAUUCUGAGGUUGAAGUAAGGAUCAACGAUAAGGACACAACACAGAGUAAGGUAGAUGUUUACACCUUUACUCAGUCAGGGCUGAUUUUGGAAGAUGAGAAGGUUACAACAGAGUUUCCUGCAGAGACUAACCCGCAGUCUCUACCAGAAGAUGACAGCGCUCUGUUAGUGGUGGUCCAAAAUGAAGGAGGUGUUACGACAGAAGAACCAUGGCAAAUCCAGAGGGAGGACUCCGAUGAGGUCACUGCUGUAACUGUUGUUAGUAUUGCUUCACAAAGUUCUGUCCAUGAAGAGGUCAACCCAGAACCUGCAACUGAUGAUGAUGGUGCUAUGUUAGAAGAUCUCCAAGGGAGACCUGAUGUCACAUCAUUAGAACCAGGGGAAAUGUGGCAAGAAGUAACAGCGGAAAAUCCAUCUGAGUUCUCAGAGGAGAAAACCACAGAAACGUUUGGUGCUGUCUUGGCAGAACAUUCCCCGUAUUUUGACAUUAAGGACAUCACCUCUGGUCCAUCUUUGGAGGUCACAACCAAACACCUAGUGGAGAGCAACAACGGAUAUUCUCUGGAGCUUCCAGAGAAAUUCCCCAGAAAACAGGAAAUACCCUUUGACACUGACGGCAGUUUGUUAGAAAACAAUGGCUUUGAGUUAAAGGAACAACAGGAGAACUUGAUUGGUAAUGAAAUCCAUGACACGUUGUUGAGGCCCCCCAGGCCUUUGAAGGACCAGGUGGUGGAGAUGAAGCUCAGACUGAGGACAGAAACCUUCAGUGGCGCUCUGAGGGACCGCAGCUCAUUCCAGUACCAGCACCUGGCUAAGAAGGUCACUCGCAAGGUGGAACAGGCCUUCGAGAAGCUGCCAACCUUCAAAAGCAUUAACAUUGUGGAGUUCAGGCCUCAGAAAGACUUGGAACGUGGUCUGGUGGUCCUGGUUCUCUACACCCUCACCCUGGAGGUGGACAGCGGUGGCAGCAUCCCUAAAGAAAUCCUAGACUUCAUAUUUGUGCAAAACAAUCUGGUGGAAGAGAACUUCCACGGUGCCUCUGAGGAGCCCACUGUGGUCUACACCAUCACUGACUUCCGUAAUUUCAUCACUGAGGCUCUGCACAAAGACAACUUCCUGACUAACACCAGUCAGGAAAACCAGAAGGACCAGGUCCAGCUGCAGAACGUAGAACACAUCCUCUCUACUGUGAAACCAACAAGUCAAACAUCUGAUACCUUCAACAACGACAUGGACAAUGCCCUAGCGGGGGAGAAACCUCCUGAUGCUCCAGUCCAUGAGAAGGAACUCUUCAUCUAUGAUCCCUUUGAUCUGUGGAAGGAUUCUAAAAGUGAAGGACUGAGCGAGAAUGACGUCUUCAUGUUUGAGGAGAGCACACUUCGUCCACCAUCAGACGCUUUUACUGAAAAAACCUUAGAGCUUGAGCAACUGGAGCCAGAGAAGAAAAAUGUGGAAGAUGAAGGAUUUCUUGUCAACACUUCCGAUGGAAAAGCUGCAGGCAGUACUGACUGCUGGAAUUCUUGUCCUCCCACAACGCAACCUCAGAAAGACAUUCAAGUUCCGAUAGACGAAGGAUCUGGAUCUGGUUUCUCAGGAGAUGGUCAGGAAUCCAACGUCCAGUCCUGGCAAAGCGUUGAAGACGAUGUUAGUGUUGAUUUGCUCCCACCCCCUGAUCUAGAGGAGACAGAUGAGGGCGAUGAAGUCCAGGACGAGGACUGGAGGUUUGAGUUGACUCUAACAGAUUACAAUGAAGAUUUGGUUGAAACAGGAGAAGAAAUAAAAAAGGAUCCACCUUCACAGACAACAUUAGGUUCUGACUUUGUAGAAUCAGUUCAUAAUGGAGGCACUGAAGAACCAUUAUUAAUUCAAACUUUGGUCACGCCUCACUUCACGACAACCCCACUCUACCACACCUCGACUGAACGGCCCGCGGUGUCUCCUGAGAAAACUUUCAAGGAUGAAAUAUCAAUACAAACAUUUGAAGCAUCUGGAAUCCAUGAAGAUAACUUCUUAACAGAACCACAGAUGAUUCUUCAGGAAGUCACAGAGGCUGCUGGACCAGAGAGCUGGACUGACAGGGCUCCUCUGUUUGGAGACUCCACUGAUUCUUCAGUCUUUGUACCUGAGGUAUCGCCUGAGGCGUUAGAAGUACCAACUGCUGCAGUGUCUCAACCUCCUGAUGUGACAGUUUGGUCCAAAGCAGCAUUGACUGAGGAGGUUGGAGUUUUAAAUUCAGAAUCUCCCUCAAUUAACACGUCCCCCGUCUCUGUAGAGGCACAAACUGUAACAGUCCAAGAAUCCCACAUUAAUGCGGACACACAGGAGACAACAGAACUCCAGGUGCUCAAAGACGAACCCAAGCUACAGUUGACAGAAACGGCAGAAUACCAGGGAGUUGAGGUCUUAGAGGAGCAGCAUGUUGGAUCCUCUUACCCCUCAACUACAACAACAGCAGUGGUUGAAAUGUUGGACGAAGAUCUUGUCUUAGAUGAAGUCAUGGUGGCCGCCACGACAAUCACUGUUCCUGUCUCUUUGUCCACAAGCUCAAGCCACAGCAGCAGAGUCUCUCCUGAAGAGGACUCACCGUUUACUCGAGUGUCUGACCUGGAACCAGAUGAAGAAGAUCUGCUUCAGCAUGAGCCUCAAAUUCAUGAAGAUGUUGAAGAGUUUCCAGUGAGAAGUGCAGGUGAAGACUGGUUGGACGAUGACCUCCAAACGACCUUCCCACUUCAGGAAGUCAUGAACAAAACUGCGGCUCCUGUGAUCCACGCCUCUGAGCAGGAGGUUUCCAUCAAUGGUCUUCCAACCAUUAACGUCAGCUUCGAUGUGGUCCAAGAUGGCAUAGUUGACGCUGAAGGUGACAGCAGUGGAUUCUCUAGUGGUGCCUAUCUGUCAGAUCUGGAAGCGAUCGCUUUACCAACUAGACCGGGCAGAGCCUUGACAGUCUUCUUCAGCUUGAGGGUAACCAACAUGGCCUUCUCCAUGGACCUGUUUAACAGGAGCUCCACUGAGUACAGGGCCCUCGAGGAACAAUUUAUGCACUUGCUGGUCCCAUACCUACAGUCCAACUUGAACAACUUCCAGAACCUGGAGAUCCUCAACUUUAGAAAUGGCAGCAUCGUGGUCAAUAGCAGAAUGAGGUUUGGCAAGCCAGUUUCUCGAGGUGUCACCAAUGUAGUUUACCUAAUUCUGGAGGACUUUGCUGACACCGCCUACGAGACCAUGAACCUUGCCAUCGACAAGUACUCUCUGGAUGUUGAGUCAGGUGACCGGGCAGAUCCCUGUAAAUUCCAGGCCUGUAAUGCCUUUUCACGGUGUUUGGUGAACCGUUGGUCAGGGGAGGCUGAGUGUGUUUGUGACGCUGGCUAUGUGAGCGUGGACGGCCUGCCGUGUCAAAGCGUCUGUGACGUCCAACCAAACUUUUGUCUCAAUGACGGUAAAUGUGAUGUCAUCCAAGGAAAAGGUGCCAUCUGCAGAUGUCGAGUCGGGGAAAACUGGUGGUACCGCGGUGAACAUUGUGAAGAGUUUGUCUCUGAGCCUUUGGUGGUUGGCAUCGCCAUUGCAUCUGUGGCUGGGUUCCUCUUGGUGUCAUCUAGUAUCGUCUUUUUCCUGGUGAGGGCGCUGCGAGAACCGCAGGGUGGUGAAGACUCUGAGGAUCCAGUGAGAUGCAGGGAGGGAUCGUUAAUUCACGAGGGUGCCGCCGGUUUCAGCUCCAUGUUUGAGACUGACCCAGUCACGGCCCAGUGUUACCGACACUACAGCGAUGACCUGGCUCAGCACUACGGUCGCCGUGACUCUGGCCCUAACAAGGACAUGAGAGACGUAAACCCACAUUGUACACUGUCUGUAGAGGAACGGAACAGGAUCCUGGAUUUGUGCAGCAGAGACCGUGAAUUAGCAGAGUUUGUAAGACAAACGCAAAUGAUGCUGGACAGACGCAGUGACCUCACAGACGGAGGACCAAUCAGUCACCACUGACCAUCACUCCCAGCUAUCUGUCAUUUGUUCUUGGGAAGGAGUCUCCAGUUUUGAAGCUCCAACUUUCUCUGUCUUUGGGCUUUGACCCCAGUUCCUUCACACCCAGUCACCCAGUCACAUCCACAGCCCUGCACUUCCUGUUUCCUGCUCUGACUCCACCUACUGGUGCCUUUGCUGCUGUGGGAUGUCAACUGCAGAAUCUGUGAACUUUUAACAUCGUAUCACAGUCAGGUGGUCGGUGGAAGAGUGGAACAUCUUUAAAAGAAACUGUGGUGUAAUAUAAAUGGACUUUUUACUUCCUGUUACUUCUUUUUCUUUUAUUUUUUUUUUUCUUUUACUUUCCUUCAUUACAUUUAUAGUUUUUUUUCUCUUUUACUUUCCUUCAUUACAUUUAUAUUUCCUAUUCUACAAAGUUCAGAAGUAGGAACUGAAAUGAGUUAGAAUAAAUAUUUUAUCAUUCACUUCAUCACUGUAGAAGAAGCCUCCUGGGUGAGAGGUCAAAGGUCUAAAAUCCUUCAUUUCCUGAUACAUUUGCUUGUUCCAGUUGUCCAGUCUCCCAGCGACCUGUUUGUGAUUCCAUCUAUUUUUUCUAAUCUUUUCUACCCUUUUACUUCCACUCUUCCUAAAGACCAUGGUUGUCACUGUCCUAGCUGCUGCAGCCAAUGUUUACAUUAAUGCUUUUGAGCUGCAGCAAAAGAACCGUCUGAUCAGAUAAGGGUUAACAAUAUGUCACUGGAAACCGUUUUGACGAUGAAUUGAACUUUUUCAAACACUGAAUUAAACCAUUUUAACAGAAUUAAAACAACUUUAAUACAUUAACAAUAAAAUGAACAAUUUUAACACUGCAUUAGACUGUUUUGCUUAUAAUAUAUAUAUAUACAUACAUUUGUUAAAUAUAGUUUGAGAUAAAAGUCAAACUGUUUGUCUUUUAAAAGCUUGUUUACACAUCUGUUCUGUCUUAUUUAAUGAUACUAGUGUCGUUAAAGUUCAGCUGAACUUUUAAUUCUUUAGAUUGAUGUGUGUGUGUGCGUGUGUGUGUGUGUGUGUGAAGGCAUCAGUGAACGUCUGGGUUUUUCUGUAUGUUCAAUAGAAGAGAGUGUGAUUGCAGACUUUUUUUUUUUUCAUUUUUCUAAAAUAAAUUCUUGAUUGUUUUU
This is a messenger RNA of Cynoglossus semilaevis (tongue sole), 7182 nucleotides long. Its product is annotated as interphotoreceptor matrix proteoglycan 2-like. The coding region runs from base 458 to 6028 and encodes 1856 amino acids. The record is from RefSeq and is a predicted model, not a curated record. Gene Ontology annotation, molecular function: heparin binding; hyaluronic acid binding. The transcript has 19 exons. NCBI's taxonomy places the organism in Eukaryota, Metazoa, Chordata, Actinopteri, Pleuronectiformes, Cynoglossidae. Gene Ontology annotation, biological process: visual perception.